AUGGAUAAGUUUAAGACGGUUCUGAACAUUGCAAACAAACAGACUAACCUUAGCUUCGGGUUGGUAGCCUUGCUAACAGCAGGGGGAGAGCACAUCUUCUCCUCUGUGGUGUUCAAGUGUCCCUGCAAUGACUUGAACUUCGUCUACGGCAUGGUGUUCCUGCUUGUGCCCGCUUUGGCUCUCCUGCUGCUGGGUUACAUCCUGAGUAAGAAGACGUGGAAGGUGAUGACGGGUCUGUGCCAGCGCAGGGCCAACCUGUGCCGCCGGAGGAGGCUGACUGCCGCCCUGACGGCGUUCUUCCAGAUCAGCACCACCGCGUUGGUGGCGCCUUCCAGCUGGAUUGCUGUUGCUCUGCUCAACGGGAAUUACUAUGAGUGUGCGAUGACCGGGACCAACGUGAGCGCUUACAACAAGCUUCUGUGUAGAGAUAAGAACUCUGAGGUCAAGUGUGAGGAGGAGCUGCACAGGUUUCCGUGUAUGAAAGGCAGCAGUGAGCUGCAGGCUGUCAGAGAGGAUGUUCUGCUCACUUUGAAAGCGCAGUCUCAGAUUAUGGGCUGGCUGCUCAUCGCUUCUGUCAUGUUGUCCAACCUGCUGCUGACCUGUGUGGCUCGCUGUACCUCCCCCAUCAGCUACCUGCAGCUUAAGUUCUGGAAAGCAUAUGCUCAGGAGGAGAGCAACCUGUUUGAUUCAUACAGCACUAAACAUGCCAAAGAGCUCGCUGAGAGGAACCUGAAGAGCUUCUUUAACCAGACACCACCUGAAAACAUCAUCACCCCUUCCAACAAAGCCUGGGAGAAGAUCUCCUCUCUCUACAAGUUCAGCACCAAAGAUCACUACUACAGCACCCUACACCGGUAUGUGGAGGAUUGUCUAGAGACUGAUGACGAGACAAUGAGGAUGAUGAGGAUGGCUUCUGUCAAGUCAAGCGAGCCUGCUGAUGACACCCCUGCUGUUCUUGAUUUUGUAGAUGAUGGCAGGAUUGCUCUGUGAUGAUUUUUUUAUUUUUUUGUAUGAACAUUUUUAUUGAUUUUUUUCCCACAAAUAAUACAAAUAAAAACAAACAAACAAAUUAAACAACAAAACAAAACAAACAAAAACACAGACCACCACACUGACACAUUUCAACAGUCAAGCACUACAAAUCACUGACAGCAUCACACCAACAAAUCAACCAUCAAUUCACAGACAGCCAGUCGGUAAAAGGGCUCCAUGUAAGCAUAUAUUGAUCCAAUUUAUCCAGUAGGGAGUAUGUCACCCUCUUGUAAGCAGCUAGUUGUGCCAUUAUUGUAGUCCAUUCUUCAAAGGGGGGUGUAUCCGUUUAGCUGUUGUGAGAGCCAAAAUAAUCCACCUUUCCUCGAAACACGAAAAGUCAUUGUCCUGAAGCUCAGUGGUCAAUCCCAAGAUAGACAGUUUUGCAGAGAUUUGGAACUUUUUGUGCAGGACUUCAAAUAUAAUCUGAUGGAUGUUAUUCCACCAGUCCUUAAGUGCUGAACAUGUCCAGAGAAUAUGUAGUAUAGAGGCACCACUUCCGUCACAUCUCCAGCAAGAGUCUACUGGUAUUAAUUUCCAUUUAUAAAGUUGUUGUGGUGUCUGAUGCCAUCUAUGUAUUAUUUUCAGUUGAAUAAA
Molecule: messenger RNA, 1626 nt
Organism: Epinephelus moara (kelp grouper)
Lineage: Eukaryota; Metazoa; Chordata; Actinopteri; Perciformes; Serranidae
Gene: calhm6
Product: calcium homeostasis modulator family member 6
Exons: 2
Coding region: 1-990 (329 amino acids)
Molecular function (GO): monoatomic cation channel activity
Source: RefSeq, a predicted model, not a curated record